AUGGGUCUUACGUGGGAUCAAUCUCCUCCAUCGGAGACACAUGCGGAAGAAGCUCUCCACCCAAAGCCGCAGCUCGAGUAUUGGCCGUUGCCCAACGUCGAGCAUUAUCCAGGGGUAGCUCGAGUCAGCAUCGGUGUCCUACACCGAAACUUCAACAAAUCCAUCAAGUUUGAAGGUCAUCCAGCAGACAUUAUCUACGGCUCGACUGAGAUUAUGGGAAUCAAGAAGAAGAAUCAUUGGGUUUUCGACAUCCAUGAUCUUCGAUUCCGUGAGGAAGCCUCGGGUGCCGUCUGGCUCCUGGGUGCCGAGCUUUUCGUUGACGGUGUGAGUGUUCACAAGCUUGAAUUUCCUGGAAUCGCGGUUGAACCUAGCCCAAGUCGCCUUUCUACCCCCGAGAUAUUUAAUCUAGAGCUGGACGAGGCACCGACGCCCGAAGGCAAGAAGAAGAUGACAAGGGCCAACAACAAGUCCCGACACUUCGACAUCGAUGAUUUUUGCACAGGUAUCUGA
Messenger RNA from Clonostachys byssicola, 510 nucleotides. The record is from the annotation of a GenBank genome assembly. Lineage: Eukaryota; Fungi; Ascomycota; Sordariomycetes; Hypocreales; Bionectriaceae.